AUGGAGCGCAACAAACAGUACUCAGUUGAGGAAUUCAUUGAAAAGUCAAGUGUCCACUAUGAACAACGAAACUAUCAAAAGUCGAGGGAGAUGUUAGAGAGAGUGCUGGAAAUACGAACGAAACAGUUAGGUGAAGAUGAUGUUGCUGUUGCAUGGGCACUUCACGAGAUUGGGAAUGUACUGUGGAAGGAAGAAUCUUUGAACGAUGCCUUGGAGAAAUUCAAUAGAGCACUUCCGAUACGUGUGGAGAAAUUGGGAAGACAUUGUGAUACGGCGGAAACCUACACGAGCAUUGGCAAUAUUCUUAAAUCACAAGACCACGACGAAAAGGCAGAAGAAAUGUUCCGGAAAGCUCUGGACAUGAAGCGUGAACUUCUUUCAAAUGAUCAUCCUGAUGUGACGGAUCUCUGCCUGUAUCUUGCGAAAGCGUUGAAAAAGCAAGGCAAGUAUUCAGAAGCAAUCAAGGUACAGAAACUCCAACUUGCGAAACUACUAGAAAUGCGUGGGGAAGACCACCCCGGUGUUGUACUUAUAUAUAAUGGCAUCGCAGAGCUGUUACAAAUUCAACAUAGGUCGGAUGAUGCUCUUCGAUUGCUUGAUUUAGCCAUCGAAAUUUGCAAUCGAUUGGAAAUUAAAAAGUCAUUGGUAACAACGCUCCGCCAUAAAGCAAACAUACUAAACGAAGAGGGUGACUUCGAAGCUUCGGCGGCGAUUCUCACCAAAGUGAUAAUGGUACAAAUCGAGACGGAUGGUGAAAUGCACCCAAAAACAGCACAGGUCUACGAAGAUCUUGCAAUAGCAUAUAUCCAACAAGACAUGAUAGAAGGUGCCACCAAGGCGUGCGCGAAAGCCAUCAAGAUUCGUCGAAAGGAGCUUGGCAAUGAUCAUCCCAAGGUAAAAGAGCUUGCGCUCACACUUGGAAUGUUAGACCUUCAGCAAUAUCCGAGAGAACUAAAUGAACAGGGAUUGGCAAUGAAAGCAGUGGGCGAGUCGGAAAAGGCUGUACAACUCUUCCAAGAUGCACUUGAUAUUUACGAGGAAACCUCGCAUAUCGAUCCCUUUUCAGCAGCCGUGUACGAGAAUCUUUCUGCUGUCAAAGUUGAUCAAGGAUUGCUGGAAGACGCCAUUGCUGCGAGUGCAGAAGCUCUCAAGAUUCGUCGAAGAACGCUUGGCGACGAUCAUUUUGACACGAAGCGACGUAUGGAAGCGCAUAGGUCAUUGUUGAAACGUCUCUUGGAGAAUCGGAGCUAG
Molecule: messenger RNA, 1251 nt
Organism: Cylindrotheca closterium
Lineage: Eukaryota; Bacillariophyta; Bacillariophyceae; Bacillariales; Bacillariaceae
Source: the annotation of a GenBank genome assembly